GGGCGGUGCAGUUUAAGCGAGGGGAGGGGCGGGGUCUCGCCGCCUUCUCCAUCCUCGGGCCUAGAGCGGAGGGAUGUUCCCUACUCAGGAGGAGGCCAACAGGACCGUGUUUGUCGGAAAUUUAGAAGCCCGUGUGAGGGAAGAGAUUCUUUACGAGCUGUUCCUUCAGGCUGGCCCAUUAACCAAAGUGACUAUAUGCAAAGACAGAGAAGGAAAGCCGAAGUCUUUUGGAUUUGUCUGCUUUAAACACCCAGAAUCAGUGUCUUACGCCAUAGCUUUGCUGAAUGGAAUUCGUUUAUAUGGAAGACCAAUUAAUGUGCAGUAUCGAUUUGGGAGUUCUCGUUCUUCUGAACCAGCUAAUCAGAGUUUUGAGAGUUGUGUCAAGAUAAAUUCACAUAGCUACAGAAAUGAAGAAGUUGUGGGCAGAUCUUCCUUUCCCAUGCAGUCUUUUCCUAUUAAUGCAGCCUUACCUCAAGAAUAUUUUUUCUUUCAGAAGAUGCAAUGGCAUGCAUAUAACCCAGCCCUUCAGCUUCCUUGCUAUGAGAUGACCGCACUCCUUCCUAAUAGCACAUCUGUGUCUUCCUCACUAAAUCAUGUUCCAGAUCUAGAGGCCGGACCCAGCUCUUAUGAAUGGACUCACCAACAACCAAAUGACCCUGACCUUUAUCAGAUGAAUAAACAAAAGAGGCAAAAACAAACCAGUGAUAGUGAUAGUAGCACAGAAAACAAUAGAGGCAGUGAAUACAGCCAAAAGUUUCAAAAGUGUAAGAAGAAGAAAAGGUAUUAGUACUACAUUCAAAUGAAAUUUGUCUAUACUGGUCUUAAUUUUCUUAAAAGAAAAAAGAAUCUUUUUUCUAGUAAGUGACAAAUUUCAUGACUUUCUUGUCUUUUUUGAAAUAUAUAACAAUAUGACAUUGGAUUUGCUAUUCAGUUUUUGUCUUGAAUGACAAAAACUUAAAAUUAAUAUAAUGUACUAGGUUUCAUAUUUGUAAUGGUAUUGUUGACACACUGUCGGUAAGAAAUACACUUUGAGUUGUUAUAUUUUACUACUGAUGAUGAAAUUCACUAAACUGUUAAACAAAAGACACCCACUGAGCACUUAAGUAUAAGGCACCCUGUUCUGCUGGAUUGUUGGCGAUACUGAGUGGGGGGACUUUCUGAAUGAAACUGGUAUAAAUAUUUAGGAGUUUCACAUUCCUAACAAAAUGGAAUAAGCAGGCUUUAGUUUCCUUUGUUAGUAACAUUUUAUUUUUUUGUCUAAAUAUGUUGUUUCUGAGCCUUACUGUCCUACAGUUUUAUCUCAUAAAAUGAGGAUAUAUGACAGUGUUACCAAAGGAAAGAUGAUUAUCAUGGGAUUAGUUUUUGGAUGUUCCCUUUUUAUAUGAAUGUAUAUGAAUAGGAACACCUGCCUCUUUACUUCUCACUUAGUUAUAUUUCUUGAAAAUUAGUUAGCUAUAACAGUAUUUAUUUUUUGCCAGCUGGGUUUGAGAGGGUGUAUUUGACAUAUUUAAGUCUUGAUAACAUAAGAGAAUAACAUUUCAUUAAUAUAUGAUAUUUAAUAUUUUCAAAUCAAGUUUCCUAUUUCUGGUUAAUUUAUUUUUAGAAAAUAGACUACAUGUAAAAUUAAUAGUUUAUUUGGACUUAUUUUUUCAGUAGCUCAUUGUAAACUCACAUACUGAAAAUAUUUACUAAAACUAAUUGAAAGAAUCAUGCAACUUCAUUGGGAGUUACCAAUUUAACAGGAAAAGCCAUGCUUGGAUAUUUCUUUUACAUAUUGCAUAGCACUUAUAAAUAUUUAUUAUUUUAGAUAAUAAAGACUUUUUAGCAAAAUGAGUACAUUUAACUUUCGCUUACAAAUAUACAAAACAGUAGAGUUUUAAAUGUAAAUAUUAAUCUAUUUUUAUCUAAUCAACAUGAAAAACUAAAUUCUGCUUGAUGUAGUUUGACCUGUAUACUUUCAUGUACUUGAAUAUUUAAAGAAGGUGACUCUUUAUUCCAUUUAAAUUUGCAUUUUUGUAAUUUUCAGAUCAUGCAAAGAGAAAUAUAUGUUUCUAAAUAAAUAGAAAAUGAUAUAUAUUUAAACACAUUAACUUCACCUCAACCUUUUCAGUUCUUACUACAUUACAGUUUAUCUAAGCCCUGAAGUAUUGUGAUGGGUGUUACAAGAAAUGUAUACAUAAGAAUUGUCUUAGCAAGUAAGGGUGGCUUAUUUGAAGAAAAUCAUAUUGAAGUACAGUUAUAUGAACUACAAGGAAUUCUUGCAACUUCUUUCAUCAUAGGCAGGAAUUACCUCAAUAUCAAUUUUAGAAAGUAACUUAAUUUGAACCAACCAGAAGGCAAAUUCACAUAUAUACUCUGGUGUCUUUUAGUGUUAGAAAAUAUAGAACUUCCCUUAAAAUGUUAAAAUCAUAUACAGUCCUAUAUAAUUUUAAAUUUUCAAUUUUCUCAAUGUAUAUCUUUGAGUUAAAAUUAUUUCUUUGCUUUAGAGGGUUUUUUAUUUUUCCAGUUUAUUUCUCCCUUCUCAAAAUCUAUUUUUAAGUAUGUAUGUACAACAAGAAGCUUGGAAUUUGAGAACAAAAUCAAUCAUCUUUUUUUCUCAUUUUCAUUAAUUUACUUUUAAUGAAUUUCUGUAAUGCAUCAGACAAUAGAAAAACAAUUGAAAAAAAUUGUUAGAAUUAAAAUUGGUGAAAAAGAUGAGUGCAAAGCAUGCCCUUGAAAUCUUUGCUAAAAUGAUGCACCUUUAGCUCUGGUAUCAAAUAUGUAACUGUUGAGACAAGUAUUUUACCUUUGAAAUCUUAGCAUUAAAUGUAAUUGUUAUAAGAUAUGCAGUAACUAAGUUAUUGUAACAUGAUUAAUGUAAAAUUAUGAUGCAGUAAUGUUUUUGGUUACCUUUUUACAGAAAUGAAAGAAAAAGAUUUAAGAAUUAUUACACUUUCUUUAGCACUAUCCAGAUGCAAGGACAGUGUACACUGACAUGUAGUCAACCUCUUUCUUUGUAUGGCUAAAUACUAAUAAACCAUGGGUGAUCCAAAAGUGAGAUUUCUCUCUCUUGGUAACACUUUUAAAACUGUAUCCCCAGGCUUUUGUCCAGUGCCUACUGAGCAUGCCCACCUGGGUGUCUCUUUAGCAAUGAAAAUUAUGUUUUGAAUUUUACCCUAAUUUUUUUAGCCCCAAAUAUUUUCUUCUUUGACCAAUUUGGGCCAGUAUUUUACUAUGGACUGGUUGCUGGAGGGUUGCAACAAUCAUUGACCUCACUUCGGUGACUUAAUAGAGAACCAUUUCAGUCCCUCUUGUCCAUUCACAUACUUCAAGUAUAAGGAAACAAUCUUUGUCAGGCACUUAAAGAAAUGAAAAUGGGCCCAUUUAUUAGAGCCCGAUCAGGAAAUGAAAAGAUAGAAGCAUCACCAGUUGCUCACCCCAUACCCACUUAAAUAUGUUUAAGGUCUGGGCAUAUUUUCCAGGGUGGAUGUGGCUCCCACAGAUGUGGUUUAAAUAGCCUCACCUGGAUGAUGGCUUGGCUAUUUGGUUCCGGGUCCUCCCCAUCCCUAGGAAGAAAGGUGGGAGGACUGGUCCCCCACUCCCCCGCUCCUGAGGAAGGAAGGCUGGAGGAGUGGUUCCCCAUCCUCCCUGCCCCUAGGAGGGCUGGAGAAGUAGGGUUGGCUCUUGGAGUAUCAUCCUACGGAACUAAUGAAGUACCAUCUGAACUUCUCAGGUCUGUAGUCUAAAGUCUUCCUAUUCCACUUUUAUUUCCUCUUGUGUACAUCCUAGUAAGGCUAUUUACAUCAGAAUUAAAAGUCUGUCUUUCAUUAAUUUAUUUCCUAUUAAGAAAGGUAAAUUAAUAGCCUGAGUUUGAUUUUGGUAAAAGUGAACACUAACAGAAAUCUCUAUGGAAACUAUAUUUGACUGCAGAAAGUUCAAAAAACAUCUUUUUAGGGAUGAUGCCUGCUUCUGUACCUCAGCCUGAGGAAGUUCAGUGAGCACAGCCUCUCCAGUUUGCACUAAGUAAUAUUUACUGAAGUGGUUAGUAAUGAUGUUAUUCUGCCUUAUCAGAAUGAGUUCUGCAAAGUCACAUGAUGCCCUAAUUAUGGACUAAUUAAGUCUCUUUAUUCCCAGUCAGGGCCAACCUGCAAAAAUUAUUUCAUGUAUAAGCAAACACUGCCUUACCAAGUGAGAACAAGUGAUGUAUUAAUCUGGUUCCUAGUAACAUUUCCUUUUGAGCUUCCAAUACCAUCUUAUUAUAUAAUCAAUAGGUCACAAAAGGAAGAAACACACCUGCUAUUUGUACUGGACUUAGAGAACAUAACCAGUAUGUAAGAAUUACAAGCUCAUAUAUUUCCUGCAUGAUAAGCUUGGAGAGGAUUGAGACCAGCAACUGAAAGAUAAUGUAAUAUCAUGUACAAGGAACCUGAACCUGACAAUAAUGGGUUCAUCUACUUGACUUUGCUUGGGGAGUUUAAUAAAUGAAAAUAUUCCUUAAAUGAAUAUUGUUGAUCAGUCCAACAUAGUUACUAUCUGAAUUCUAAUGAUUAAUGUCUUUGUUUUUAUUUCUAUAAGAGAAAAGUAGUAAUAUCCUGGAUAGUUACCUACCCCAAGCUGACAUCUUCAUUGAUUUUAUCCCACCUCCAAGUUAAUCACAAGCAAAACAUUGCAGGGUGUCUUGCAUGCCAGUUGAAACCCUGGGAGUUAUUCUAGACAAUUCCCUUAAUUCAGUUUCUAAGUGGUCAUUAACUCUUCACUUUAACCUUGUUCAGGUUCUCUUCAUUCCCUCUUGAAGCAUCGUUAAGCAAAUCAUCAUUAAGCAAUCAAUAAUGAAUGCCUAUCAUCCUAAACACAGAUUUGGGUGCUGAGAAUAAAGUACUGAAAAAGUAUGUUCCCAACGUUCAAGGAGCUAAUUGUCUGCUGACACAGAUGGACAGAAAGGUGAUUUCAGGACUAUGUUAUAAUAGAUGUAAACACAUUGUGCAAUGGAAAUGCACGAGGGUCUCCAUUCCUCAAGAAAAUGAAUCCUGGGAGAAAGAAAGGCAAUCACAGAAAUGUGGAGAUCUAGGAGUCUCUAUACUGACUCUCAACUGUUACAUUGUCAGCCCUGCUCUUGACCCCUCCUUGGAAGGGUGGCUCCACGUUUUAACUCUGUACAAGAUAGUGGCUUGUCUCUUGUCAGUAUCACCCCAUCCUCUUGAGGAUACAGGACUUUGGGUUAUAGCACUAAAUAAAAAAGAUAAAAAUUCCUGUACUCAUGGAAUGUGUUAGUGGAAAGAAUAAAUUAGAUAAAUAAAAUAUAGAGUUAGAUGUUAAUUGAUAACUGCUGGGGAAAAACACAGAGAAAUGUUUAGGGAUUAAAACUCUAAGUAAGAGAGAAAGUAAGCCAUGUGGUUAUCUAUGGGAAGAGCACUCCGGACAGAGAUAACAGCAGAUGCAAAGUCCCCAUGGAGGAAGCAUGCCUGAAAGAAAGGGAAAGAAACCAGUGUGGUAGAGGAGAUUGAUCAAAGGAGAGAUGAGAUCAGAAGAUAAUGAGACCUUAUAGACUAUUUUAAGGACUUUGUCAUAUACUCUCAGGUUGAUGUCUUCUGAAUGGGGAGGUAGGGAAUGAGGAUGUCAGUAGAUUUGAUUUCUUCUUGAAUCAAAUUUCCCUUCUUUCUUUACUGGCAAGAUUGGAGUAUUACAGUAUAAGUAGGUGAAAUAAGGGCACUUUGUACAAGGAAGCCUGUUAUAGGUUGAAUUCCUUGUACAUCUCAGAAUUUUGGGCUACAGAUGGGAAAGGUUUGCUUUUUUUACAGAUAAUGUGGGCACUACAUUUAGUAAUAACCCAACGUCAUUUGUAGGCUUAGGCCCAAAAAUAGGGAUAUCUUUUAAGUUUGGAUCUUCUUCAGAGGAUUUUGAAUUGAAAAGAAUUCCUUUAGUGAUGGUCAGAAAGUUAAGAUUUUGUCUGAGGGUUAGGGGACUACAGAUAACCUUUUGUUGCAUUGUAUGUUAGCACUGAAUUUAAAUAACAUAUCUCUACCUAGAAAAUUUGCUGAUAAGGAGUCAGAGAACCAAAAAAACCUAGUGAAUGUUAAGCGGCCCUGAGGAUGCCAGAGUAGCUUGGGAUAUGGGCAGAACAUAAGUUGCCCUGAGACCUCAACAGUUUGAACAAAAUUAGAAGUGAUAGGUAAAUACAAAUCCUGAGCCUGUGGUAGAGAAAGUCACACAACUAUCAAUUUAAAAAUCCAGUUUCUGAUUAUGUAUUUUAAUUGUGGCUUCUGGAGUGCAACUGAAGAUUGUCUGACUCCACCAAUUGGUAGGGUUUAUGAGAAAUUGACCCAUAAAUGGGGAAAAAAACAGACUGAGAAUGUUGAGGUCUCAUGUAAUUACUACUUAGGUUGCCUUUUCUUUUAAGCAUAGGACACUCCUUUCUCCUAUGUCCUGACUUCUUACAGCAACUGUAAGUGUUCUUGGUGAAUAGGCAGGGAUCUGAGGUUGUAAAAAGAAUAGGUGGGUUGGGGGUUGCUAUUAAAGUUGUGUUUUUGUUUUUGUAAAAAUUUCAGUUGUGAGGAAAGGACUAUUGUUUCUACUUCUUUUUCUUGCUUUCUUGCAAGCUGUUUUCAAAUAACUGAAUGACAGCCUCAAUGAUAACACUAACAGGUUGGCCUUCCCAUCAAACUACAUUAUUUUAACUUUGCUUCUUUACCUCAGAAAGAUUUCCAGUUAAGGCAGAAAUCAAAAAAUUGUUUUUCUGAGGACUAUUCUGAGGCUCUGGAUUUAGGGAAGUUGUGUGUUUAGAAUGUUUGCUUACUGCAUUCCACAAAGGCUUUAGAACAAUUCUUCUUCCAGACACAUAGUUCUACUUUAGCCCAGUUAACUUUUGGAGUAAAGUCUUCUCUAAUGGCUUCUCUAAUCAGGUCCUGAAUAUCAGCCUCCAGUUGGGCCCUUUCUUGAUCAUUUGUAGAAGGGCCUGGAAGAGGGUCUGGCUACCUUGUUAUAUAAUUACAAUAUAAUCAUAGGUGGGAAGGACAUCCCUUGACAGCCAUUUCAGGUCCCUGUUUGUGAGAUUAUGGACGGCCACCCAACUUUCCAGUUAUAUUUUGCAAAUAAUUUAUACAUUAUUAAAUUUGGUAGGAUCUUUAGAACGUGGGGGUAAAAGGAUUUGCAAUUUAAAAGGUCUUCUGUUGUCCAGGGCAUGUGAGUUCCUUCUGGUGGGAGGCAGGGUACAUGCAUAAUAGGCAUUUAAUGGGAAGGUAUAAGGCUUGUUGGGCCUUAUAAUUUGGGACCUAAUUAUAGAGCCAUACAAAGUAGGUGGAAUUAAAAGGGACAGUUAAGCUCUGGUAUGUGUAUCUGGGGCUUCAGCUAAAGCUAUUUCUUUGUUGACAGUAAUCACAUGAGUGACUUGACUGCCCCAUGUUUUGAGGUCAAGUUGGAGAACCUUUUGCAAUUAUUAUAAGGAAAGGGAGAUUAAAGAAGGCAGUUAGCUGGUCAAAAAAUUUUUCUGUGGAAGCCAAGUAAUUAUAGGCCUUAAAAGAAUUGUUUGAAGAAGAGGAGCUAGAUAUGGUUGAGGGAGAUGGAUUUGGGGUAGGGGUCCAGACAUCUAGAUCCUAGAUCUCUAAAUCUGGGAGGUCAGGAAUAAGGAGUUGGGAGUAAAGGGGAAUAUGGGAGGAAGUCAGAGAAUGUAUGGUGGACAUUAGUUUUUGCAAGUCUGACUUCUACUCUGUAAUUUUGUUAAGGAAUCCUUUUAGGCCAGCCAUGCUACUUUUUGUGCCUUUCUUUCAAUGUGGUCCUCCCAGAGAUACCAAGACAGCAUUUAUUUCAUAUGGGAGCUCUCUAUAAAUCACCUUAAAUAUAAAAUCUUCCCUAAAUCAAAGGACCCAUUAUCUGACCUUUGGCAAUUAGGAUCUGCAUAAAUACACCUGUUCCAAAUGUGACACUGUUAAGUCUUUAAUGCGAAGACCUGGAGGUAACCUUCCCAGCUUAGAAUACAUUUUAACUAGAGGUGUCCCUGAAAAGGGCACAGAAGAUGCAGCCCGCACAAUUCCAAAGUUACUCCCAAAGAAAGCUGGUUUAUAUACCAGCUGAACAAAAGGUGGGAGCAGAGAUAAAUUCACUCAACUCUUCCAAUAAGUAGAUUUUCAGGCAAUAACAGAAAAGACCAUUAAUCAUACUUUUUUUGUUUACUACUGGAUAUGUUCAUUACUUCUCCAGUAGUAAGAAUGAAAGAAUGAAGGAGACUGAAGCUGUAAGAGGUUAAUAGUCACAGUAACUACUAUUUAUUCAGACUACUGCAUGCCAGACAUUAUUCCUGAGAAAAACACCCUAGAAAUGAGGAAGCUGAAGUUCAGUUGCCCAAAAACAUGUAUCUUAUUUCAGCAGAGAAAAGCUGGAAUAUAAAUCUCAUGGGACUUGUUCCGGUGCUCUAAACAUAUUAUCACACUGCUGGUACUAAGAAUUUACUUGCAGGAUCUAUAAUAACUGGACAGUGCAUUUGAAUGGAUAUUUGUUAACAGCCAUCAUCAUUAUUCCCAGGAAGGCUUUUUCAUUAUUAAAUUACGUGACUAGUUCCAACUUUUCCUCUGGCAUUUUAUUCCAUAUUUAGCAUUGAAAUGUAUAAUCUACUUACAUUGAAUGUUACUGUGUGGUAUGAGUUAAGGAUCUAACCUUAUUCUCCAAAGGGCUAGUUAAAAAUGACUCCUCUUUCAUAUAAAAAAUUCAUACUUGUUCGUGUUUCUGUGCCUUUUAUGCUAUUCCAUUUAACUCUGGCUUUACAACAAUACUACAUUGUCUUAAUUACUCUGGCUUCAGAAUAUAAGGUACUGUCUCCCCUGGCUUUUGCAUCUCCAUACAACAUUUAAAUCAGUAAGUUUUUAAUGCAGUUAAAUUUGUUUUCUGCUUGCUUUAUUUUAUUGAUAUAAAAUAGUUUACAUUCAAGAACCACUUACCUAUAAUUAAGCAACCUGGAAAAAUAAUCAUCUUGAAGGGUUAAUUUUGCUUUGGCUUCCUUUUCCCUUUUAUCUAAUGUGAGCUAAAAUAUCUACAGAAUUAUUUGAAGUCCUGGAAAUUUAUUUCAAAAAAAUAU
Molecule: messenger RNA, 9043 nt
Organism: Manis pentadactyla (Chinese pangolin)
Lineage: Eukaryota; Metazoa; Chordata; Mammalia; Pholidota; Manidae
Gene: RBM11
Product: RNA binding motif protein 11
Exons: 5
Coding region: 74-787 (237 amino acids)
Biological process (GO): regulation of alternative mRNA splicing, via spliceosome
Cellular component (GO): nucleus
Molecular function (GO): single-stranded RNA binding
Source: RefSeq, a predicted model, not a curated record